Daucus carota subsp. sativus is the source of this 849-nucleotide messenger RNA. RefSeq lists its product as uncharacterized. NCBI's taxonomy places the organism in Eukaryota, Viridiplantae, Streptophyta, Magnoliopsida, Apiales, Apiaceae. The coding region runs from base 1 to 849 and encodes 282 amino acids. Gene Ontology annotation, molecular function: RNA-DNA hybrid ribonuclease activity; nucleic acid binding. The record is from RefSeq and is a predicted model, not a curated record. The transcript has a single exon.
AUGUUGAGAGGUCGCGGUGUAAAUGUUCCUAUUAUAUGCCCUAUGUGUGACUCAGACGUGGAGCAUUUGCUUCAUGUUUUUUUCGAUUGCGAGUUUGCUAGUAGGUGCUGGCAAUACAUGGGAAGUGUGCUAGAUAUGAGGGAGGUUUUCUUUGCUCCUAGUUGGCUUCUGCAGAUUCUCAAUUCCUUGUCACGCGAGGAGGCAGUUCUUGUUGCUACAACUCUGUGGGGAAUAUGGAAUAUGCGUAAUAAGAAAGUGUGGGAGAACAACUGUGUCACACCGAGUUUAGCGAUGGAUUGGAGUAAGAAGCAGGUUAGUGAGUGGAGAGAAGCGCAAAUGAAGAGAUGUGGCUCUCAGACAUUAGCUCAUGAACGGGAUGUGACCGCUGAUUUGAAAUGGGUUGCUCCAGCUGAGGGUGAGUUAAAGCUGAACGUAGACGCAUUGGUUGUGGAGGGCUCUACAUCUUUCUCUAUUGCAAUGGUUCUCAGAAAUCACAACGGCCAAUUUGUGGAAGGUAGGAACUUCAGAGGUGCUGGGCAUGCAACUGUACUUGAGGCUGAAACUCGAGGAUUGGUUGAAACUUUGGACUGGGCUAGGAAUAUACCGGGGAAGAAAGUCACUGUUGAGAGUGACUCAAUGCUCGCUGUUAAUGCCAUCUGCAGGAAGGUGAGGUAUCAUCCAGAGGUUGGUUACAAUAUGGAGCGUUGCCAAGCUAUGCUUGAGGACAACAGGAACAUCUUUCUUUGUUUUAUUAGAAGGCAAGCGAACAAGGCGGCCCAUCUGAUGGCUCGUGUGCCUUGUUCUGUAGAUUGCUUCAAUGUUUUUUGUCUCCUCCUAGCAUUUUGUUGA